This is a messenger RNA of Photinus pyralis (common eastern firefly), 3493 nucleotides long. RefSeq names its product nucleoprotein TPR-like. NCBI's taxonomy places the organism in Eukaryota, Metazoa, Arthropoda, Insecta, Coleoptera, Lampyridae. The record is from RefSeq and is a predicted model, not a curated record. Gene Ontology annotation, biological process: mRNA export from nucleus. Gene Ontology annotation, molecular function: structural constituent of nuclear pore. Bases 170 to 3493 code for a protein of 1107 amino acids. The transcript has 6 exons. Gene Ontology annotation, cellular component: nuclear pore.
UUCAUGCGCGUGCAAGGCAUUGUGGGAGUAGAGCUCAACCGGCAUGUUUGCUACUUGUAUGUAAAGAACGCUAUUUGUGUUAUCCAUACGAAUUUCAGUGAAUUUUAAAGUAUGUGUUUACCCGACUAUCAUAAAUUACAUUAAACUAAGUGCCAAUUGUGUUAUUAAAAUGGAGGAUGCUAACCGUACUUUGUUUGCAUCCGCAAUUUCUGAGGAUGAAUGGUCGCAAAUUCCCUCCGAAAUUGCAAAAAAAAUAUGCAACUUCGUCGAGGAGAAGUUUGACGAACUUAUUACUACAAAGGCGUUGUCUGAAACUAGUAAAUUUAAUACGGAAACCAUUUUAAAUGAAACAAAUGAGAAACUGAAGACUGCUGAUAGUAACGUACAAGAAGGGAAUCUUAAACUGGAAGCUGCUACACGCACCAUUGCAGAAUUAGAAACACAAAUUUCGACUUGUACAUCCGAUAUAACUAAGUUGCAAACGACAUGCAAUCGUCUAGAAGCCGAGGCCGCCGAUUGUCGACAUCAAAAGAAUAUUAUGUUAGGAGAAAAAGAUGAAUUGGCUAACAUACUUGAGCGAACCACUGCAGAAGUUGAACGACAGAAAAUGGAAAUUACAACUCUAACAAAUCAGUUGCACGAUGCUAUCAACGCAAAAUGUACAGCUCUGGCAGAAUACGGCGAAAUUCAAUCGAUGAAACUGACACUCGAGUACAAAGAAAAACGUCUUGAUCAAGAAAAGCUGCUGUUAAACAAUCAGGUGGAAACGUUAACUCAAAGUUUAGACGAGCGCACCGAGGAGCUAUUAAAUAUGAAGAAAGAUAACAGUUUGAGGUGUGUGCAGUUAGAGAAUAAGUUAACGGAUAAAACGCAGGAGCUGACUGUUGCGCUUGAAUCGAUUCGCAGUCUCAAUGAUAUUAACGAUAAUCUAAACGAAAAGAUCGAAGGGUUGAUGGAUGACUUGAAGAAGCGAAAUGAGAAAGAUGCGAAAACUUACGAAGCUUACCAGCACGAAAUAGCCGCACAGACAAAACUGGCCGAACUGUACAAGGCGGCAGGCGAGCAAAACCAAGACCACGUAGAUCACCUCUCGAAUGCUGUGAAAGAGUUACAAACGCUACUCCAAGAAACAUCAAACAAGUACGGCGAAUUAGAGACAAAGCAUAAAGAAAUGCAGCUUGCCAAUGAUGAAAUUAUCGCUAAGAAAAACGAGUGCAUAGCCAUGCUAAAGCAGGAGUUGGAAGUGAGUAACGAGCUAUUCAACGCGUGUAAGGACGAAAAUCUUCAAAAGGAAAUCGAAGAGAUUUCUCCAUCUGCGGCUGCAGCCUCUCGACUGAUCAAACCCGGAAUGUCACUGACUCAAAUUUACACUCAGUAUGUUAAUGUGAGCAAUGAGCUGAUCACGCAAAAGGAAGAGUGCGCGAGGUUACAGUCGUACAUACAGCACAUCAUUAACGAACUUGAGGACAAGGGCCCGUUGUUAAAGAAACAGAGAGAAGAUUACGAAACCGCAAUGGAAAAUCUCAAGGAGGUGACCGAUAACAACUACGCUCUCUCGGUGGAGUGCCAGCAGUAUCGUGAGGAAACUCUACAGGCCAAGCAUAACGAAGAUAUUCUUUUACGGGAGAAUGAUCGUUAUAAAAAAGAGGUUGCUGAUUUAAGUCGCCAGGUUUGCCAUCUGCUACGAGAGAUCGAAUUGUCACGCGUCGGAUCAAACGUCACCUCCCCGGACCAGGAUAUGUCAGAUAGCAUGAGUUCGGGCGAAAUUAUAAGUAAACGUCUCGUUACGUUCAGCGACAUUACUGAGCUGCAGGGUACCAAUCAACGUUUGCUGUCACUGGUGCGCGAGUUAAGUUCAAAGCAAGAGGAAGUGGAAGCGUUGGAUCCGACGGCGAUCGCCCAACUGAAGAUGAAGUUGGAGACGAUGAAGGAGACGCAGAGUAGUUUAUUGGAACAGCAAGACAGUCAAAAUAAAAUGAUGAGUAUGAUCGUUAACCAGCGUGACAUGUAUAAGACUCUGUACGAGCAAGCUUCGAAGGGAAUAGGCGAAGAUGGUGGUCUGACCCUCGACAGACUUGAGGGUGAAAAGGGUUCCCAAAGUUCAAAGGGUCAGGAGGAUUCCGAGUCUCGGUGUGAUGAUAAGGUGCAGACAUUGGAAGGCCAGCUUGAUAAAGCAAAAAAAGAAAUUAGCACGCUUAAAGAGGAGAAUGAUACAUAUCGAAAAGAAAAAAGUGUGAAUGAAAAGAUGUUGGUUGAUCAGCUGGAAGAGAUGCGGAAAGAAGUACGAGAAGUUACCCGCCAAAAUUGCAAACUUACAUCAGUUUCGGAACUAAACGAUGAACGUUUCAAAGUAAUGCAAUCCAAUACGGAAGUUUACAAAAAACAGAUUUCCGCUUUGGAGAAACAAAACAAAAUUUACAGCGAAAGCAACAUAAAGCACGAACAAAUGAUGACAUAUUUGAAAGACGAAACUUUGCAAUCCCAAACGAAGCUUUCGACGGCGGAAGUAAAAUUGGCCAAUUUAGAAAAGGAAAUCGCCCUUUUACGAGAUAGAGAGUCACGAUUGGUGAAAGAGGUGGAAUUUUUGAAAAAGGAGACUCACGCCAAAAACUUACUGCAAACGAACAUCGAACUGAUAAAAGCAACUUUGGAGAGAAACGACGCGGAGAGUCGAAUCAGGCUCGAAGAGCGACUGGACGAAGCGCACCGGGAAUGUGCAGCUUUACGACGCCGUCUACAAGAAGAGCAGGACCGUUUCCGCGAGUUGGGCGACCAUCUUGAGAAACAGACUCGUGCGGCACAGGCUCAAAUGGAAGAAGAGAAAGGACACGCCUCCAAGCUUCGGAAGGAGGUGGCGGAAACACGUGAUGAUUUAAUCGCGAAACAAAUUCAAAUAGAAGAGCUAACCAAAAAACUGAAGAACUCCCUCAUGGUCAUUCCGGAAAAUAGCGUAGAAAGUCAUAAGUUUAGCGAAUUGGAAAGAAUACUAAGCGACAGCCAGGCAGAGGUGCAGUCGUUGCGAUUGCAAUUAAAAACUGCCAAAGACACCAUCGAACAGCACUGCAAUGUGGCGGAAGGUGCCGAAAAUCAACUCAAGGCUGUAUUAGAAGAACAAGAGAAGUAUAAAAAGACUAUGGAGACGACGCUAAAUGAAAAGCAGCAGCAGAUCGCGAAACUUGAAGAGCAGUGCAGUGAACUUCAAGGGGAGCUAACAAUACAAGAUGAUGACGUUAAUGUGGAUGCACGAAGCAAAUUGCAUAGAAUUGAAGAAGAGCUCAAGGCUAGUAAGGUCGAUUUGAACGAGUGUAAAUCUGCUUUGGUCGUUGCUCAGACUAAAAUACAUGAGUUGACAGCUGAUGUUGAGACUGCCGAGAAUAAAUAUGCUCACGAGAUGCUGUUACAUUCCACCGAUUUACAGAACGAUACCGAUAUUGAUAUCGGCAUAUCGGCAAUUGUUGCCGAUUAUCGGUAUCGUAUCGUAUCGGCAAGGUAA